AUGGAGAGAUUCAGCCAGUUCCGCGAUAAGGGCUCCGGAAUCGCCCCUUUCAUCCCAAUCCAAACCCCUCACUCAACCCUCUCAACCCUCAUCCACGCCUCCCUCUUCGCCUUCCGCCUCCCCUUCUUCCUCGCCUAUGCAAUCCUCUACUUCACCAUCCUCCAACACCUGCCCCUCCCUGCUGCCCUCCGCAAGCUCCUCCUGUGGGCCUUCAUGUCCAUCCCGGGGCUCUGGUGGGUAGAUCUCCAGAUGGACGGCGUCCGCCGCGGCACUUUAUCCGACCAACCUCCCGACCGGAUUCCGCGUCCGGCUUCCGUCAUCGCUGCGAACUUUACUUCUCCGGUCGAUCCGCUUUACCUCGCUGCCGUCUUCGAUCCCGUCUUCACGAUCUCUUAUCCCCGGCUUCGCAAGGUCCGCCACGUUUCGCUCCUCCAGGCCAUUCUUCACGCCCUCGCCCCCGUUAAACUCGCCCCUCCCCCCGCCGCCCGCCUCACCGAUCUCGAGACCUUACUCGCAAAGUAUCCCAACCGCGUCGUCGCCGUCUUCCCCGAAUGCAGCACCACCAACGGCAAAGCCAUCCUCCCCCCGAGCCCCUCCCUCCUCUCGGCCCCGCGUGACACGCACAUCUUCCCCGUCAGCAUCCGGUACUCGCCCGCCGACGUGACGACCCCCGUCCCCGGCCGUUGGCUCCACUUCCUUUGGACGCUGCUCUCGCAGUCGACCAUUUGUAUUCGCGUUCGCAUCGCCGAGAGGACUUCCAAUACCGCCGCGCCUGAGCCCGCAGCCACUUCGACGGGCGUGGACGGUGUUUCCUCUGCCUCUGCGGCGUCGGGAGAAAAGAUCUCGGCUGAGGAGAGGAGGGUGUUGGAUAAGAUUGGGGAGGCACUCGCGCGGUUGGGGAGGAGUAAGAGGGUGGGGCUUACCCUUGAGGAUAAGGCCGCUUUUGUCAAGGCUUGGAAUGCGAAGAGGUAA
Molecule: messenger RNA, 972 nt
Organism: Scedosporium apiospermum
Lineage: Eukaryota; Fungi; Ascomycota; Sordariomycetes; Microascales; Microascaceae
Product: Acyltransferase
Exons: 2
Coding region: 1-972 (323 amino acids)
Source: RefSeq, a predicted model, not a curated record